Zygosaccharomyces rouxii is the source of this 885-nucleotide messenger RNA. RefSeq names its product Sfh5p (gene SFH5). Gene Ontology annotation, cellular component: cortical endoplasmic reticulum; plasma membrane; cytosol. The transcript has a single exon. Lineage: Eukaryota; Fungi; Ascomycota; Saccharomycetes; Saccharomycetales; Saccharomycetaceae. Gene Ontology annotation, molecular function: phosphatidylinositol transfer activity. The record is from RefSeq and is a predicted model, not a curated record. Gene Ontology annotation, biological process: Golgi to plasma membrane protein transport; regulation of exocytosis. Bases 1 to 885 code for a protein of 294 amino acids.
AUGGCUGAAUUGAAGUUUGAGAAUGCUAACGAACGGAAGGUGUUUGAGGAAGUUUUCGAAGAGUUACCACAGCUCAUUAAAACUAAGUGUAAAGGUUAUGAUGAGCUAUACGGCUACAAAUUGAACUUCAAGGAUGAAGAUCAACAAGUUGUUAAGAAAUACUACGAUGAAGAAAUUGCAAAACAUUUGAUCUUUAAGAUCUGUAAGGCCUUUCAAUUCAAUAAGGAUCAAGUUACUCAGAGAAUUGUGGAUGUCUUGAAUUGGAGACGAGAAUUUAACCCAUUGAGCGCAGCCUUCCUCGAAACUCAUAACCCAGAAUUGGAAGAAGUUGGUGUGAUCACUCAAUAUCCUGAAGAAUCACCCAAUAAACGUGUCGUUACUUGGAAUCUCUAUGGUCAAUUGGUCAAAAGAAAGGAAUUAUUUAAAGAUGCUGAUAAAUUCAUUCGUUACAGAAUUGGGCUGAUGGAAAAAGGUCUUAGACUAUUACAAUUUCAAAGUGAUGACAACAAUUAUAUGACUCAAGUCCAUGAUUACAAAGGUGUUUCUGUGUUUAGAAUGGAUGGUAAUAUUAAAAAGUGCACAAAACAAGUUAUUUCCAUCUUCCAACAGUACUAUCCAGAAUUACUAUGGGCCAAAUAUUUCGUCAAUGUACCAGCUGUAUUUAGCUGGGUGUAUGGUGUGGUAAAGCAGUUUGUCGAUGAACAGACUAUGAGUAAAUUUGUUGUUUUAAGUGAUGGUAAGAAAUUAAGCCAAUAUUUGAAAUCUGCCCCCAGUGAUUAUGGUGGUAAGCAACAAGGAUUGAAAGAACAGAAUAUCCAAAACGUAAGACCUACGGAAUAUGGAUUGUAUCUGUUAGAAAAGCAGAACAACGAAGAUAUCGAUUAA